Messenger RNA from Mesorhabditis spiculigera, 357 nucleotides. Lineage: Eukaryota; Metazoa; Nematoda; Chromadorea; Rhabditida; Rhabditidae. The record is from the annotation of a GenBank genome assembly.
AUGAAAUCCGGCGGGUUUUUCCUGGCCGCAAUCCCGAACUACAGCCCCGAAUCAGUGGUUUGGACCGAGGAGGAAGCGAGAAAAUUUGGCGCUGCCAACUUCUACGACCAAACCCAAGCUUGGCAAGACGGCAUCGAAGCCACGAUCAAAUUCUAUGACAAAGAACAUAUCGGAACCGCGACGUGUGCUCUUUGGCUAAAAUCAACGUAUCAGCAACUUUUUGAAGAAGCCGGAUUCAUUGAUAUCAAGUUCAACCCUGCAACAAUCGCAGAAGAAGGUCUAAAGGAACUUGGAAGAGAAUAUUUCCACGAUUUCCUGAAUCCACCCAAGGAUUUCUUUGUUACAGCCCGGAAACAA